AUGGACGGGGCUUCCGGCGCCUUCGCGGUGGUAUCCGUGACCCUUCAAUUAGCAGAUACCGUUCAGAAGGCGGCGCAAUUCUUGAAAAAGGUCAACAGCGCGUCUCAUGAUCUCUCUCGGCUCAUAAAUUCUACAAUUCUACUAUCUCAAAUCUUAGUAUAUGCAGAUGAAAUCGUCACGAGGCAGAAAGCAAUCUCGCCUUCCUCAGGUGCAAUUCCAGCCAUCGAGAAUGCUGUGGAAGAUUGCGAAAGGCAUGUUGGGGAGCUCAAUAGUAUUUUGAAGCGUUUUGAGAAUCUUCAACGCCAAAGAAACGGUAUGCGAAGAAAAAUGAGCCGGGUACAAUUCGUCAUCAAAGAAGAAGACAUCGAAACCUGUCGAACUAGGGUUCAGGAAAGCUACAACCUUUUACAGAAUGCGAUCAUAAUCAAUUCAUCUCUUGUUCUCCUAUCAGACGUGCACAUUACUCGUCCAAUGAACACACUGACCCUCGCCAUCAACGACGCUGAAUACCAAUCAAUGAAACCCACUAAGGUUGAAAUGCCUAGCCAAGACUCUUCUCUUUGCAACACCUCCCUAGAUCACAUAAGGACUCAAGGUAUUUCAACCGAGCAAAGAAGUGUGAGGAUAUACGAAGGCAUAUUCGGAUCAGUCGAGAUUCGCAACAAGACUAAAUCGCUGAAAUCCUCGCCAGACGGGUGGGCUCACACUGUUUCGCAACAAAAGAGCUUUUAUAUCAUGUGCUCAUUUUUUAGAACUGCUCUCGACAUACGCUUCAACAGCAGCUUUGGCUAUAUCUCGAGGAGCUUGAGAUACAUUCCUGUGCUCCCUUAUGGUUCGCCAGUCUUUGACAUGUGUAGGUCUGGUCAGCUUGAAAGAUUACAAGCGGCUUUCACAUGUCAACAGAUAUCGCCAUUUGCAACUGAUCAGUGGGGCAACACCCUCCUGCAUUAUGCAGCCCGUGGCUGCCAGACAAAUGUUGGUGCGUUGCUAAUCAGACUCGGCGUUGAUCCAGAGCUUCAAAAUCAUUUCUCCCUGAAGGCUCUUGCAUGGGCUACCGAAGUCAAAUCAAUUUAUGAAAGGACUACAGACGUCUUCCCAAUUUAUGAUAUCAGUCGGGAACAGCGGCAGGCUAGCAUGUUACGCCUUCUAGUGACAGCUCAGGGUGGAAUUACAUACGAAGACAGGCAGACAUUCGAAAGCAAGUUUUGUGGCUCUCCGGAAGGGGCUGAAGUCUUCCAUUCGAGUGAGAUCAUGUCCGAGCCACUCGAUGAGUAUGACUACUGGUGGUAUCCGCCGCUAGUUUUUGCGGUCUUUCGCUAUAGCAACGGUCAAAGAAAGUGGGCACCUUACAUCAGUAAACUCCUCCGUCAAGGGGUCGAUGUUCACGAGUUGGCUUCGAAAUGGGAUCGAUAUAACUAUACGGCUCUCGAUUGGCUAUUCAUUUUCGCUGAAAGUCCACUUGCCUCCUAUGACACCGUCAGUGAUUGGCUAAGGCUACCAGAAGAAGCAGGCUACGAUAAAUUAGCAUACCUGCGCAAAGAAUCGGAUCUGCAUGCUCCACAACAAUACCAAACAUUUGAAAUGGCAGUUGAAGGUCAUCAACGCGUGCUACUAUUCCAGUUGGGCGAACUUUUAACCGUCACGUGGGAUUGGUUGGUUGAUCCAGAGCUUCCAGGUGGGCUUAUCUGCUAUGAGUUUAGACAUGCAAUUUUGCCACAAAGUACACUAAUAUAUACCCUAACCUGGGAGGAGCAAUGGCCAUUCUUCUAUCCUGAAUGGUUAAUGGGAGGUCAGAUCUUCCCAGAUCACUGUCGAACGCUCCUUACGAAUUGUCGGGUUGCCUCGUGGCACAAGAAGUAUGAUGUUGCCAUGCGACGUUCUGUCUACAAGGUCCAAAAAAAGCCGAGAAGCAAGAACGCAUCCAUGGCACCUAUCAACGACGGCGUCGAAUGCCUGGUACCUGGAUUGCAUGAACUUAUUUUGCCGCAUCAAACAUCAGCAUGA
This is a messenger RNA of Bacidia gigantensis, 2004 nucleotides long. RefSeq lists its product as uncharacterized. Gene Ontology annotation, molecular function: protein binding. The transcript is spliced from 2 exons. Bases 1 to 2004 code for a protein of 667 amino acids. Lineage: Eukaryota; Fungi; Ascomycota; Lecanoromycetes; Lecanorales; Ramalinaceae. The record is from RefSeq and is a predicted model, not a curated record.